AUGAAGGACCAGGCAAUCACCUCUCUGUCAGCAGCUCUAAGACACAUUAGGGUGCUAAUGGACACAGUGCCACAGCCUGAAGAGAGCUUAGAGGUGAUAUAUGAGUGGGUGGAGGACUGGGACCAGACUUGGGCUGGCAUCUACUCAUGGUGGAAGUAUGUCAAUGAGAACAAGAUCUCCAUCCUGAAGGUGUGCAAUGCCAAUCUACACAACAUGACCAAAGAAUCUGCAAUACAGCAGAAUGAGGUGAUCCCAGUGGCUAUAGCAAUAGUGGAUCUUUGGCAGCCAGAAGGGCAGCAUAGAUUCAACAUUGACAACCUUUUUGAGGACUACCGGGGGUGGGUAGAGGAGAGAGUGCGGUUGGAGGCCAAGAGGUUGGCCAAGGCACCAUCCAUGCACACCUGGGGCCAAGCAGCAAGAGGUGAGGGUCAAGACUGUGCACCAGAAGACACCAAAGGAUACCCAUCAAGAGGAGCUGCAUGUUUGACAGGGGGGGCUCUGGUAGCACAAGCAAGGGAAAAGGGAAACAGAAGGCCACCAGCAAGGAGGACAAGCUGGCUGACAACAUCAAUGAUGAUGAGGGCAAUGGCAAAGGCAAAGGAGAGCCAGGUCCUUGUGGCUGGAGACAAUGAGCCCUGCAAGACAUGUGCCCAGGGAGCCAGAGUUGUCCUGCACAUGGUGCAGGAAAGUGAAGUGCUUGUGCUUGUGCUCUUGUGGAGUAGGGAGAAAGUACCAUUGGGGAGGCAGGGCCAUCCCACAAAUGAGUCAAAUUGA
Pisolithus orientalis is the source of this 774-nucleotide messenger RNA. RefSeq lists its product as uncharacterized. The transcript has 5 exons. Lineage: Eukaryota; Fungi; Basidiomycota; Agaricomycetes; Boletales; Pisolithaceae. The record is from RefSeq and is a predicted model, not a curated record. Bases 1 to 774 code for a protein of 257 amino acids.